AUGGUGUACAAUUCGUUGACCGAGGUUCCUCGUAACCUUAAGGAAGGUAUUGACUGGUUGAUCGCAUUGAAGGGAACUGAUGGCGCGAAAAACUUGAAGGCUAUGGGUGCCGCACUGUACAACUUUCUUUCUGACAAGCCUGUUGGUUUGACGGAGGUGCCAGCUCUCGAAAAUGUUAAACAUAUUUCUCAGCAGUUCUUGGAGCAACCGGAGCUUAUGGAUCGGCCUUUUGUCAAAAACCUGGUGGAGAGGUUCAAUAAGCCUACGGGUGAAAGUCAGCAGAUGCACGAUCCCGUGUCUAUGGGUGUCAAAGAAAGCGACUACAAGAACAUCGUAGAGGCCUGGAAUAUCACGCCUGAGAAUAUCGCAAGAAGCUUAGGUAAAGUAGUGGAUGGAUGUGAAAAGUUCUUGGAAGAGGUCAAAAUCCCCGAAAAUUACACGUUUGCUUACAGUUCAGGUGCUACGUGGGAUUCUUCAUGCGCGAAAGACCCGGAAGCUUGUGCAGUGGUACUCGUCGGUAUUGCGCCAAUGUUAUACGCUGGCAUACGUUCUUUGCGGGAUGCAGGCAAAGAUGCAACUGCAAAAGAAACAGAUCCUAUGGAAGAUAAGCAUUUGGGAAGCGUAUUGGAAGCAUUGGGUUACAAGGAGCCAGCAGGCCGCGCCGCAUUGAACACUUCAGAUGUCCUCAACUUGUUGCGAGUUGUGGAUAAAAAUGUAUUGAACAUACUCUACGCCUUCUCCGGAUUCUGGGGGUUUUAUGGAUUGGAUAUCCCAGUAGAUGUAGACGACGAGCCAUUUGUGGACUUCGAAGAUUUGGCAUCCAUGGACUUUGACGACGAUCCAUCUGUGGACUUCGAAGAUCUGGCAUCCAUGGACUUUGACGACGAGCCAUUUGUGGACUUCGAAGAUCUGGCAUCCAUGGACUUUGACGACGAUCCAUCUGUGGAUUUCGAAGGUCUGGCAUCCAUGGACUUUGACGACGAGCCUUCUGUGGAUUUCGACGGUUUGUCAUCUGUAGAUACUGAUGCUGAAUCUGUGAAAGUGGACAAACUCAUCAAGGGUGGGAAAAAAGGUCUCAAAAAAUAUUCGAAAAAAGCGUUGAAGAGAGCUUUGAAAAAAGCUCAAUUAAAAAAAUUGAAAAAUUCUGGAAAAAAACUGCCCCCAAAAUAUGCCAAAAAACUUGCCAAAAAACUUGCCAAAAAAGCUGCGAAGAAAAGUGCCAAAAAAGAUAAAAAGAAACAGGUUUUGCUUCAGUUACCCCAGUGA
Molecule: messenger RNA, 1266 nt
Organism: Babesia bigemina
Lineage: Eukaryota; Apicomplexa; Aconoidasida; Piroplasmida; Babesiidae
Exons: 1
Coding region: 1-1266 (421 amino acids)
Source: RefSeq, a predicted model, not a curated record